AUGACGAGGAUGUGGUCGCUUAUUAUUUUCACUGGGCUGGCAGCAUUAACGUUAGCUUCAAAUGAUGCCAAAGCCCAUCGCAUCAAACGACAAAUGUACGGAAACUAUGGUUAUUCAAAUACUGGGUAUGGUAACGGUAAUAUUGGGUAUGCAAAUGCUGGCUAUGGUAACAAUGUGCUAAACAAUCCAUCUUUAAUGGAGUAUUACCACAGAUUGUGGGAUCAAAUGCAUGAUCCUGCUAUUGGAGCUCCACCGCCAAUGGAUCCGUUUGGUCCACCACCUCCUAUGGAUCCUUUCGCACCUCCACCACCUGGCAUGGAUCCCUUCGCUCCUCCACCACCAGAUCCAGCAUUCGAUGAAUGGGCACACAGAAUGGGCUGGAUUGCUGAUCCUGCACCACCUCCUGAUCCAGCAAUGGACGAUUAUAUGCAUCGACUAGCGUGGGAGCAUUUAGCCUUCGACCCUACGGUUGAAUCGGAACUGUUCCAUGGAUUUGGUUUCACUCCAAAUGGAUGGCUGUAUGAACAUUAUUUACCAGAGGGUUAUGUACUUAGUAAUUAUGGGUAA
Molecule: messenger RNA, 567 nt
Organism: Lottia gigantea (owl limpet)
Lineage: Eukaryota; Metazoa; Mollusca; Gastropoda; Lottiidae
Exons: 2
Coding region: 1-567 (188 amino acids)
Source: RefSeq, a predicted model, not a curated record